AUGGAUAAAUUACCAAAUUUUAACGACGAAGAUAUUGAGAAAAUACUGCAUCCAAACAAUCUUUUUGGCGAUGAGCUAAGACCGCUCGAGAAGGAUACGUCAUCUGGCGUUAUCGAAGAUAUUGUGAAUCCGUCACUGGAUGCGGAGUCGCUUAGCCGAGAAGACACAGGAAGUUCGAGUAACCAGCCUGGCACUCAUUUGAUACAAAGGAUGGCACCAAUGGGGAUUUAUCAAGGAUCGCCACAUAUGAACAAUAACAAUCAGUUAUUACCGUUUAGAAAUGCAGUACAACCAGCACAACCAGCAACACCGCAGCAGCAGCAAUCGACGAGACAUUCAAAGACAAGACCUGCUUUCGUUAAUAAAGUAUGGAGCAUGCUUAACGAUGAGUCAAAUGCCAAUCUAAUUCAUUGGAGUGAUGACGGCAAAUCUUUUAUUGUUGUCAAUAGAGAAGAAUUUGUUCAUGAGAUCCUGCCCAAGUAUUUCAAGCAUUCAAAUUUUGCGUCAUUUGUCAGACAGUUAAAUAUGUAUGGCUGGCAUAAAGUCCAAGAUGUCAGAUCAGGCUCAAUUCAAACUAGUACAGAUGACAAAGGGCAGUUCGAGAACGAAUUUUUCAUAAGGGGAAGAGAAGAUUUGCUGGAAAAAAUUGUUAGACAAAAAUCUUCAGCAACAAAUGCGAAGGUAAACAAUGCCAACGGUGGUCCAUAUAAUGGAUCAGAUUUAAAUGUUAUGGGUGAAUUAAAUCUGGGUGACUCGUCCAACAUCAAUGCAUUAUUGGGCGAAUUAGAACAAAUCAAAUACAAUCAAAUGGCGAUAUCGAAGGACUUAUUAAGGAUCAACAAAGACAAUGAAAUGCUAUGGAAGGAAAACAUGAUGGCACGAGAGAGACAUAGAACGCAACAGCAAGCGCUGGAAAAGAUAUUGAGAUUCCUAGCAUCUUUAGUACCACAUAUGGAUCAAAAAAUGAUUACAGAAGGAAUAUUAAAUAAUAGCAACAACAACGUUCCAAUUAAUAGUCACAAUGGAAAUAUCAAUGGUAAUGAUAGCAGUAACGAUUUACACAUUGUCAAUAAUUUUGAUGAAGAUUUAACAAAUUUGACUGCGAAUACACCCCUCGAUAGUUCACAGCCUUAUGGAUCAAAUGCAUACAGUCUCAAUGAACCGAUGUUGAUGGAUCAACGAGGAAAAUCUAGGUAUUUAUUGAAAAAUAGAACAAACUCCACAACUUCCUCAAGUACUUCAAGGAUGAGAAAUUACUCAAGUGAUGGAAGAAUAUCAGAGAUACCGUUUGAUCAGGAUGAAGAAACAAAUAGUGAAAGCAAUCUUGACAAGUCAAACUAUGCCGUGGGGCUUCGAGAUCAGAACGCUCGCUAUAAUCCCAAUUUUUUCAAUCAUUUGCAGUCAAACAUUGACGAACAGGACGAAAGAAUCAAACAUUUGGAAGAUAUGGUGCACGUCUUAUCACCUUCUGAUCCCAACCUCAAUAAAAAUCAACAAAUGAACUCUAAUGCCCACUUAAAUCCAAAUACAAAUUUUGAUCUCCAAGAUUAUUGUUUCAGUAACGUGAACUCGCCAACUCUAGACGCAAACCGCCAUACAAAGUUAAAUACAUCAACGGGCUUGAGCCCAUUGAUACAAACAGACAACGAAGAUCUAAUAUCGUUGGGCAAUCUUCCCAAUACGCUUAUAAGCGACGUGUCUGGUGCAACACAACAAAGCGUACCGCAUGAGAAGCGUUCUGCUGAAGAAAUGUCCGAAGCCAGCAAAGAUGCAAUGAUUGAGGAGAUCAAUACUCCAUCAUCUAAGCGAUCGAGGAGCUAA
This is a messenger RNA of Zygotorulaspora mrakii, 1821 nucleotides long. RefSeq names its product stress-responsive transcription factor HSF1 (gene HSF1). NCBI's taxonomy places the organism in Eukaryota, Fungi, Ascomycota, Saccharomycetes, Saccharomycetales, Saccharomycetaceae. Gene Ontology annotation, molecular function: sequence-specific DNA binding; DNA-binding transcription factor activity. Gene Ontology annotation, biological process: regulation of DNA-templated transcription. The record is from RefSeq and is a predicted model, not a curated record. The transcript has a single exon. The coding region runs from base 1 to 1821 and encodes 606 amino acids.